This is a messenger RNA of Wallemia ichthyophaga EXF-994, 378 nucleotides long. RefSeq lists its product as uncharacterized. The transcript has a single exon. The record is from RefSeq and is a predicted model, not a curated record. Bases 1 to 378 code for a protein of 125 amino acids. Lineage: Eukaryota; Fungi; Basidiomycota; Wallemiomycetes; Wallemiales; Wallemiaceae.
AUGCACAUGGCUCCCGGCGAACACAGCGUGACGACGAAAGAGGAGCAGGAUCAACGGCGCACGCUCACGACACUCGCGUCGAUCAACAGCGGGAAACAGUCGCAGCCGUUCCACCGCAACCACCUCCCGCUCAACACAAAAUCUUCCUUCAGCCAUCGCAAAGCCCGCGACGACCGGCUGCGCGAAAUGAAGAGCAGGGAGCGCGACCUAAAGCAGGACGUCGCUGGUGCGCGGCAAGAGCACACGCACAAGAUUAUCGAGCGCCGCAAACUCAGAGAGGAGAAGGAGCGUCUCGAGCAGGUUAAAUCUAAGGCUGACGAGCGUAGACGCAAGAAGCAGAAGAAGAGGGAAGGUAGGAGUGGCAAGAUCAAUCAGUAG